AUGGGUAAGUUGGCGCCUGAAGUUUUCUACAGGGCUCUCCGACAGCGGGGUGUCACACGUUUUUUUGGUGUUCCAGAUUCUCUUUUAAAGGAUUUUUGCGCCUUUGUCACGGACCACACCCAACCGCGUGAACAUGUCAUAACAGCAAACGAGGGCAAUGCACUGGCAAUGGCUGCCGGCCAUCAUUUGGCAACAGGGGAAUUUCCUCUGGUGUAUAUGCAGAACAGUGGGCUGGGUAACGUCGUAAACCCGCUUCUUAGCCUUACACACACUGAGGUUUACCGUAUUCCACUUUUGAUGGUGGUGGGCUGGCGCGGUGCCCCGGGUGUCAAGGACGAGCCGCAACAUGUGGCACAAGGACGUUUGAGUGAAGACCUUCUGCGUGUCUUGGAGGUACCUUACUUUGUUUUGGCAGCGGACUGCGAUGAUGUGGAGGCAUCAAUGCAAUCAGGUCUAGAUGCUGCCUUGAGCCACAUGCGUUCUGCAGGUUCGCCUUAUGCUAUUUUGGUGCGCCCAGGGUUGUUCAGCAAAUACCAACUUUUAAGCCAAGGUAAUGAUUUGAAAGGGCUUUCAAUGUCCCGUGAGGAAGCAAUUGAGCAGGUGCUGCGGCAACUUGACGUGGACGAUGUUGUGGUGAGCACAACGGGAAUGCCCUCACGUGAGGUCUUUGAGAUCCGUGAGCGUAGUGGAAUGGGCCACGCUAAGGAUUUUUUGACUGUCGGUUGCAUGGGACAUUGUUCUUCAAUAGCGGCAGGUAUUUCGCUAGCAAAGCCAGGGAAACAGGUGUUUUGCCUUGAUGGUGAUGGGGCCACCAUAAUGCAUAUGGGAUCGCUUGCUGUCCUUGGUGCAGCCGCUGCUGUUCGCUCCUUAAACGGAAAGGAUUCCCCGCACGUUUUGUAUAACUACAAGCAUGUAGUAUUUAACAAUGGUGCCCAUGAUUCAGUGGGAGGGCAACCUACCGCCGCCUUUGAUGUCUCUCUCACACAUGUAGCGAAAGCAUGUGGGUUUACAGUUAUUCGAGAUGAUCCGGUGAUGGACUUGGGUGAGUUGGUUAAAGCACUGUACGAGCUGAAGCAAACCCCUGGCCCAGCAUUCUUGGAAAUUCUUGUGAGAAAAGGCAAUCGGCCGGAUCUGGGUCGCCCGACGACAACACCACAGGAAAACAAAAUGGCGUUUAUGGAAUUCUUAAAAAAAUAA
Molecule: messenger RNA, 1197 nt
Organism: Trypanosoma rangeli
Lineage: Eukaryota; Euglenozoa; Kinetoplastea; Trypanosomatida; Trypanosomatidae
Product: putative phosphonopyruvate decarboxylase
Exons: 1
Coding region: 1-1197 (398 amino acids)
Biological process (GO): organic phosphonate biosynthetic process
Molecular function (GO): phosphonopyruvate decarboxylase activity; thiamine pyrophosphate binding
Source: RefSeq, a predicted model, not a curated record